Messenger RNA from Trichoderma virens Gv29-8, 1503 nucleotides. RefSeq lists its product as uncharacterized. Gene Ontology annotation, cellular component: membrane. Gene Ontology annotation, molecular function: transmembrane transporter activity. The transcript has 3 exons. Gene Ontology annotation, biological process: transmembrane transport. Bases 1 to 1503 code for a protein of 500 amino acids. NCBI's taxonomy places the organism in Eukaryota, Fungi, Ascomycota, Sordariomycetes, Hypocreales, Hypocreaceae. The record is from RefSeq and is a predicted model, not a curated record.
AUGGACGACGCUGUGCCGAAUCGAAACCCAUCUGACAAGGAUGAUGCCGUAGCUAUGGUAGGCGAGGUGCGACAUAGCAUUGAUCCUGUCGUGGAAGCAAGGGCCAUCAGGAAGAUAGACUGGUUUUUGAUCCCAGCAAUGAUAUGCGGAUAUGGCCUUGUCUACUACGACAAAGCUAUCCUUGGUUCUGCUGCCCUCUUUGGCAUGACUGCAGAUCUCAAGCUGAGUGUUGUUGACAACUCGACCGUGCCUCCAACUGUCGACACCAGGCGCCUCAGUUGGGCAACCUCUCUCUUCUACUUUGGCAUGCUGGGAGGCCUGUACCCCAUGACAUUUGCGCUCCAGCGCUUUGACAUGGGUAGAAUCCUUGGAGCUGUUGUCAUUCUUUGGUCUGCUAUCUGCAUGCUCACUGCAGCGGUAACAUCCUGGCAGGGCCUCUUUGUUCAGCGCUUCUUCCUAGGCUUUGUGGAGAGCAUCAUCCCGACGGGCUUCAUGUGCAUUGUUUCAGGAUAUUACACUCAAUCUGAACAGUCACUCCGGCAAAGUUGGUGGUUCAGCAGCACUGGGCUAUUCACCAUCAUUGGCGGAGCGUUGAACUAUGGCUUUGCUCAGAUUACAGGUGGAGGACUGAAGAGGUGGCAGUACAUAUAUCUGUUUGGCGGCUCACUCACAUUCAUCUUUGGCCUCUUUUGCUUUGCGUUACCGAAUUCGCCAGUUUCAGCUUGGUUCCUGUCUAACGAAGAGCGAUUUGCAGCGGUCGAGAGACUCCGCUAUGGACAAACUGGAGUGCGGUGCACAAAGUUCAAGUCAUCUCAACUGAAAGAGGCCGUUUUGGAUAUUAAAGUCUGGCUAAUCUUUGUGAUGAUGGCAUCUGCAUACACAGUCAACGGUGCAGUGAGCGGCUUUGGACCUCUCAUCGUAUCGACAUUCGGCUGGAACACCCUCCAAUCGAUCCUCUUCCAGUUCCCUCUUGGCGGCUUAUGUUUCAUUGUCAUUUUAGCGACCGGCUACAUUGGCUCGAAAGUCAAAAAUAUUCGUAUCUUUAUGCUCAUUUUUACCUGCUUGCCUGUCAUUGCUGGCUGUGCCAUCAUCUGGAAAAGCACCUGGAGCCAUCAUGCUGCCGCUCCUAUCGUAGGAUAUUCCAUCACAGGUUUCUUCGGCGGCACAGUCAGUCUCAUCAUCACGAUUGGAAUGGCCAACGUGGCGGGCCAUACGAAGAAGAGUUUCAUGGCCGCGACAAUUUUUGUUGCUUACUGCGUUGGAAACAUUGUUGGCCCGCAACUGAUAUGGUCACAAACCAAGAGCCGUCACUAUCCUGCCUUAUGGCUUGGUCUGAUAAUAUGUUAUAUCAUUUGCAUCGUUGCAUCGACCAUGCUGUACUUUGUCCUACGGGCUGAAAACAAAAAAAAGAUGGCCUUGCUGGAAGAUGAAGCUGAGCGAGCAAAGCUUGCAUUUCAAGACCUCACGGACAAGGAGAACCCUUACUUCCGCUACGUUUACUAA